Molecule: messenger RNA, 2701 nt
Organism: Chlamydomonas reinhardtii
Lineage: Eukaryota; Viridiplantae; Chlorophyta; Chlorophyceae; Chlamydomonadales; Chlamydomonadaceae
Exons: 14
Coding region: 301-2238 (645 amino acids)
Source: RefSeq, a predicted model, not a curated record
UAAAUAUACGAAAGCUCGAGCAUUUUGACCAUGUAGCCCUGCGUAGACCGUAGUGUUGCUGCCUGAAGGCGCGGGUUUCAAGCGGGGAUGAGCACCAGUCUACUUGCGAAGUUACUGGCGCUAGCGCUUACAUGGCUCUUAGUUAACUUGUGCGAGGGGCAUGCAGAGCAGCAUGUCCGAGUCAGCGGGGGUCGCCGAAGGGUGUUGCGGAAGUCGACGCACCCGGCCACAGACACACCGGGGGCCACAGUCCGAGAGGUGCCGCUAUCGCACUACGACUGGCACGAGGUGAUCGACAGCAUGGAGGGCCUGCUGGAGGCGGCGCUGGGCCCAGAGGUGGCGUACUGGCGCACCCGCGGCGUCACGUGUGAGGACGUGGCGGACACAGUCGCCCGCCUACACAACGUAUUCCUGGACAGCGUGAAGGUGGUGCUCAUCCGCAACAACACCUGGCACUUCCUGCACCCAGCCGCCGCCGCCGCCGUUGCCAGCAGGGAAGGCGCCAGCGGACCGCAUGCUCGGGCGCGGGCUUCUGACGCCAGCUCCCGCCCUAGAUCCGGAUCCAAGUCUAGGUACAGUUGGCCAGAUCUGGUGGCCGCGCCGUUUGGAGAGUGCCCGUCGCCGUGCCAGGCACAGCUCCAGGGCGUGUACGACACGGUGGCGGGGCGCCUGCACCACCCCCGAGGCCCCGCCGACCCGCCCUACGACCUGCCCGACAUGGUGUUCGUGGUCAACGCAGCAGACAACAUGCAGCGCUUCGGGCUGUACUCGCGGGCGCCCGUGCUCUCCCUCCUGAAACGCUGGGAGGUGCCUUGGUGGGGCAGCAACGUCACGGCGCCGAGGCUGGGCCGCUCACACGUUCACGGCGAGCUACUGCCGGCGAUGCCGCUGCCGUCGCGCGUGCAGCAGGCUCUGGACGGAGCAGACUUCAGCGGAGCUGGCGCCACAGCCCAGGCGGAUGCUGCUGGGCUAGCAGGGGCGGCGGGGGCCAGGGCAAGGGCAAGGGCGGUCGGGAGCGAUGCGAUGAUGAGCGGCGGUGUGCAUCGCGGAGGUGCUGUCGCAGGAGGCAGCGGUCUUCGGCCUUCGCCAAAGCGGCGAAGGCAGAAGAAGAAGAAAAAGAGCAGCAAGCCGGGUGUGAGGCGGGCGCUGCAGCAGGCGGCGUGGCGUGAAGCUAACGUGGUAGCGGGUCGGGCGGACGGAGGCCUGCCGCCCUCUGGGCAAGUGGCCGACAGGGUAGGGGCCGGCGCGGGUGCGAGCGGGCUCGAGACGCAUAGUGCAGAGCGAAGCCACGGCUACCGGGAAACACGGCGCCUCCAUGGAAAGGCGGCGGCGGCGGGAGAAGACGGCGGCAACAGUGAAGCCGGUUCUGGCGAGCAGACAGGUGGCGGCAGUGGCGACAAGCUGUGGGACAUGGUCCGGCGCUUCGUGGCCAGCCGCCCGCCCGACCUGCCGCCAGGCGUGACGGUGCCGGACGGCCGCGCCGCGCCGCCGCCGCACGGCCGUCGCGGUCUGGCGCCCAAGAAGCCACCGUACGACAUGGAUCUGCUGCUGCCCACCAUGGCCUUUGUGCCACGCACGCUGAUCAAGUUCCCAUGGGAGCAGAAGAAGGACGUAGCCUUCUUCAGCGGCGUGCCCUUCUGCCCCCUGUACGUGGACCCGCACCGCAUCUGCCCGCGCGUGUUCCUGGCCAACUUGUCCACGCUGUACCCGCACCGCCUGGACGUGCGCCUGGUGCGGCCCUGGACCCGCAAGCGCCUGGGCGCCGUGGGCGUGUUCAGGCAGCCCGUCACGCUGCCGCAGCACCCGCCCACGCCCAUCUCGGACCACGCGCGCUACCGCUGGCUGCUCAACGUGGACGGCAUGUCUGCCAGCACCCGCAUGGGCUUCCUCAUGACCACAGACUCGGCCAUCCUCAAGAGCAGGAGCCCCUUCAUCGAGUACUACAGCCGGCUGCAGACGCCCGGCUCGCACUACCUGGAGUUCUGGUCCAACGCCUCCGACCCCUACGACGUGCUGGCCGUGCUUGCGGCGGCGCGGGCGGCGGCGGAGGCGGACCCGGCAGCGGUGGCGGCGGCAGCGGCGGCCAACCAGGCCAUCGCGGCGAGGUACAUCGCGCUGCAGCCCAAGCUGCUGUACGCGCGCGCUGCGCUGCUGGCCUACCACUCGCUGGUGUCCGACAUGGGCGGCUGCGUACGGGACCUGGUGGAAAGGCUGGAGGAGGAAGGCGAGCAGCAGUGAAAUGGAGGAGGAGGACUGGAGGAGGAAGAGGAGGAGGAGGAGGAGGAGAAGGAGGGGGAGGAGGAGGAGCAGGAGGAGGAGGGAGGGUGUUAGCGGCAGUAGGCGGCGAUAGCUUGACUGGCAGUAGUUGGCCAUGGGAGAUGCCGGGGGCGGCCACCAGCGUCGCGUUUUUUGUGUUUAUCGCCAGCCGCCUCUGGCUCCAGUCUUACGGACGCCGUCAUGCUGUAUGAGGGCGGGUUUGUUCGAUGCGAUUACUGGUAUAGUGCGGCGGCGGUGCUGGCAGGUGCUGGUGGUGAUACAAGCGUUGGGAGGCAGAGGAAGGUAACGCGAGCUCGGCUCAUGAUGGCACGCAGCGGCACGCCAAUCCGAUGUCCGUCGCGUGCUUAUAAACCCUUGAGCCCUCUGGUACUACCUGCCAGCUCGCAAUUUCAGAUGUAAUGCUAUACUGUAAUAAUAUGUAUGG